AUGCUCGCGACAGAGCCUCGCCUGUCUUCGUUGUCGUUCCCGAGGUUUGAACUACCUCCAGAAUCCUCAGCAGAGGAGCACACUCCUGCAAGAUUGAAUCUGGAAAUUGCUCUGCGUGGCUUGGAUCCACUACUUUUGCUGGAUAAAGCAACGACUCAUGCGCAGCUAUCAAGCUGGUUCACUUCUAUUCAUACUUGGGACACCGCCCACUCUGAGAGACUCGUGAUGGAUGCAUUCUCCUCUUUUGACUUGGAUGGUUAUGUUGGGAAAGUCCGUGGCUGGCUGGCUCAGUGGGUGCAAACGGGAAGCAAUCCCUUCAUCCAUCGUCAGCUGUACAGCUCGAGGUUCCCAAGAAGCAUCCAAGAUGCGUACAUGUGCCUUUCAUGUUUCCUAAACAAGACUCCAGCUAAUGAGCAUCUGGUUAUGCGCCUUGUGGAAGAGCGCUCUCAGGUUUUGCUAAAUGAACACGGCUCUGACCGAGAUCAGCGCAACGGCCUUGACUUGAUGGACCAUAUCGCGCGAGUUCAAGCUCUGUUGGUCUACCAGUUUAUUGGCCUGUUUGAAUACAAAGUCCGCCUACUUCCAGUCGCUCAAAGUCGGAACGACCUCCUGCUGGCAUGGACCAAGGAGAUGGUCUCGGUAGCGGCAAACACAGUUCCAUCCGGAGUGCGAGAUAUACUUUCAUCCUCGGAACUCGGAAAUCACUACGGAAAAGACUUCAUUCAAUUGCUCUGGCACUCUUGGAUCGUUUCGGAGACUGUUCGCCGAACUUGGAAUGUCAUGGCCACUAUGCUCGGACUGUUCGGCUUUGUCAACCGUGGAAGGGAGGCCUCAUGUCCAGGCGGCAUGGUGUUCACCACCCGGAUCGGAGUUUGGGAAGCGAAAAAUGCUACCGAAUGGCUGGAGAUUUGUUCUUCUCGAUCAGUAGGGUUGAUGCAAGUUGCUGAGGCCUGCGCAAAAGAGUGCAGCAAAGCAUGA
Molecule: messenger RNA, 978 nt
Organism: Fusarium subglutinans
Lineage: Eukaryota; Fungi; Ascomycota; Sordariomycetes; Hypocreales; Nectriaceae
Exons: 3
Coding region: 1-978 (325 amino acids)
Source: RefSeq, a predicted model, not a curated record